GCACCGUCGGAGCCUUCAACACCUCAGCACCUGGACCUGGAUCUCUAGCCAAGCGAUAUGGAUAACCGCAGUUUGCUGCUGAGGCUCUCGAUUGUGGUGGCGCUGGUCUUGCUGUUCGUCUGCGUCCCGGAAACGGAAGCGGGGAGCCACCAGAAAAAGAAGAAAAUCGUGAUCCACGUGCCCAUUCACAAGAAGAUCGAGAAGCACAUACACACGGUUGUGAAGCACGUCCACCACCACCACAAACCGCUCGUUCUGAAGGAGGAGAAGAAGGUGAUCCACGAGGACCAUCGACCCAUCCAGAUCCACCAGACCAAGGAGCACAUUCACCACCACGAGAAGCACGACCACCACGACCAUCACGACCAUCAUGACCAUCACGAGCACCACCACCCACUUCCGCCGUCGGUGGCGCCACCUGCUCUGCCGGAACUCGAGGAGGAGGAGGAGCACAUCCACCACCACCACAACUACGAGCACAGGGGCGGACUGCGGGACGACUUCAUCGGCGGCGAUGGGAGCAGCAGCGAGGAGCGCUGACUAUGUGGCGCCCAACGUGGGGCGCAGACUGAUGCGAUCCAAUCGCCCGGAUUGUCCCGACUCUUUGUGAUUCCCUAGAUACGUACAUACCCUUUUUGUUUGUUUUUUUUUUACUAGCCUAAAUCGUAGCUUAAGUGUGAAUGAAAAUGGAAAUGCAGGUAAAUCGGAGUAGGGCGAAUUUAGUUUUAGGAAAAUGUGAAAGGCAAAGAUCUAAGAAAGACAAAUAACUAGUUUUCAGCUUUGCCAUUAUUUAAUAACGUAAGCUUUACAAAAUGGUAGA
Molecule: messenger RNA, 820 nt
Organism: Drosophila takahashii
Lineage: Eukaryota; Metazoa; Arthropoda; Insecta; Diptera; Drosophilidae
Product: histidine-rich glycoprotein
Source: RefSeq, a predicted model, not a curated record